CGUGGUUCAGGAGAGUGAGGAAGAGUCAACAACCUCUGCAACAGAGCCUGAACCAGAACCGGAGUUACCUACGCCACCGAAUUCGGCUUUGCUGCAAAGGAUCGGCGAGGAGGAGUUGUACGAAUGCGUCAACGCUGUGCUCGGCGCGGCGGCCAAGAAGCGCCGCAGAUUCCUGGAGAUGGUCGACCUGCUGGUCUUGCUCAAGGACUACGACUUCAAGAAGUACAAGCGUCUUAAAGGCGUCAUCAAGCUGCCGCACGUUGUAAAGCCGACCUUUCGGGGCUGCAUGAUCGGCUACAACGCAGACAGAAAAGAAGCCAGGGCCUGCAACCUUGACUUCAUAUCUGUCGACGAAGUCAUGCAGCUGAAGGGGCGGCCCACAGCGAUUAAAAAGCUCGCGGCGAGGUACGACGCCUUCUUUGCGCCCAAAGAUUAUUAUCUACUGAGAGAUCUCAACAAGCUCUUGGAACAAAAUUUCAAAAAGGAGAGGAAGUGCAUCACGCCGGUUCCGCUGUACAUGGAGUUGGACGUGAAGGUGUGCGAGCUCAGGAGAAGCACCAGGCUGUGGAUGAGGAGGGAGCUGUCGUUCGGCAUCUCCGUGGGUCAUGUGAAGAUGAGUGCCGACGAGCUGGCCGAGAACGUCACGGUGACUGUGAACGAAGUCCUGAAGCGACUCAAGAAAGGAUGGGAGAACUUGCGCGGGCUCAGCGUCAAGUCCUCCAUGGGGCCCAUUUGCAAACUCUACUGACUGAUUCUGGCGUAUCUGUCACGGAGUCGCCGAGGCAUGAAUUCUUGCUGGCAGUCACGCAUAAAGAGCACUAGA
Molecule: messenger RNA, 823 nt
Organism: Dermacentor silvarum
Lineage: Eukaryota; Metazoa; Arthropoda; Arachnida; Ixodida; Ixodidae
Product: 60S ribosomal protein L10a-2-like
Exons: 5
Coding region: 179-748 (189 amino acids)
Biological process (GO): translation
Cellular component (GO): large ribosomal subunit
Molecular function (GO): RNA binding; structural constituent of ribosome
Source: RefSeq, a predicted model, not a curated record